ACUCAUAGUCUCAUACCCAGAUCGCGCAUAAAUUUCCUGGAAAUGAAGCUGUGAAAUGUGAGUCAUGGAAGCACCAGUUUCCAAGAUGGCCGCCAAAGUUGCACGAAAUUUUGUUGCAAAGAGCGUUUCUCAAUUUGAAAUGCCACAAACAGGAAUUCCUAUAAUCAUACGGCCAUUCGUCGUAAAGAAAGCUUAUGUAGUCCAUCCGAAAGUGACCAGUUUUCAAGCGGAUUUGAAAGCGCAGUGGCUCACAAAGACUUGUCUAAGAAAGGGAUUACCUGCGUCUAUUGAUAGCGACGUUGAUUUCGUGUCAAACGAACAGUUAAAAUUCAUCAAAGAAAGGAUGGAAAAAUCUAUUUUGCAUACGAUAGUUUCCCAAAAAAUAGGAAUGAAAUGGAAAAUGCAGUAUGAAGACGAUUUAUUGGAGGGUUUACUGCCUAGUUUUCUUCUACAAAUUUGGCAUUUAGCAGAUAACUCCUCCUCACAAGAUAGCUUUCUCGACUUUCGACCUUGUAUAAAAACGCACUGGUGCCGGAAUUUUAGGUUUUACCAAACGACCUUUAGUCCGGGAUUUGUCCUACGGAGCAAAACGCCAUUACCAUUGUUUGAACAAGAUGUUAACAGCACAGUAGCUACAGAUCUGCCUGGACCAUAUUUCCCUGUGGAUCUGGGUGUAUUCCGCCACCCAACAAUUCACCUGCCAAACUCACCAGGUUACAACUCCAACCUCGAGACACCUUACCCAGCCACCAUGCUUCUUCCUGACUUCAUGAGUCGGAACCAAGAGCAAAUGGUUCACCAUGGGAUACAUGCUAUGUUUAGCCAACUGGUCGCCAUGGCAAUGAAACAAGGUUAUUACCCUGGCCAGCAUCUUGAUGAACCGCUGGCAACAAAAUGCAUUAUCACCAAUGGUCGUAUCUUCAUGUUUAUGGCAUACCAACUGAACACACUGUCGUUACAAGAGGACUUUGGUAUCAAGAAUAUUGCUUGGUUUGAGGACUUUAAAACUCUGUACAAUAUAGACUCUGAUCCAUUUAGAAAAGGUCGCAAGACAUUUUAUGAAGUUUUACCAACAGAAACUAAGUCACUUGAAUUGGAUGAAGCAUGUAUCAAAACACUUGUAGCAUUUAUAACACAGAGAACAAUAUAAAUCAAAAUUAUGGAUGUUAAUGGAUGUUAUCUUUUGCUGAAAGAUGUUUAAAAUUUUAAAUAUAUCACCAGGCACCACUUGAAA
Messenger RNA from Dendronephthya gigantea, 1234 nucleotides. Its product is annotated as 39S ribosomal protein L37, mitochondrial-like. The record is from RefSeq and is a predicted model, not a curated record. Lineage: Eukaryota; Metazoa; Cnidaria; Anthozoa; Malacalcyonacea; Nephtheidae. Gene Ontology annotation, cellular component: ribosome; mitochondrion. Bases 65 to 1150 code for a protein of 361 amino acids. The transcript has 2 exons. Gene Ontology annotation, molecular function: structural constituent of ribosome. Gene Ontology annotation, biological process: translation.